CUUGUCUUCAAUCGACAGAGUCGUGUAGUGUCGGUGACAAUUUCAUGUGUUGGUGGAGAUUCUUUCAAGUGGCUCUCCUCCCCUAUCAUGGGAGGAUCUCCUCCAAAGUACUAUGUAAAUUUGAGAUUGAUUCAUGGAGUAUUGUCCUGUGGCUUGACAGAGACAGAAUACACAAGUUUCUGUCAAGCAGCCAACAUCGGGUCAGAGGGAGAAAAGACCUCCGACACAGUCUUGAAAAAGCUCAGUUACUUGACAGUCAUGAAGAGGGUCUCCAAUGAGUCGAUGUUGGCUACUCAAGAACAAGUGAAGAGUAACCCUGCAUAUGCUGUGAAUGGAGAGUGAGUUAUAACAGAUGCAAGGCAUGAUUCCAGUCGAUCAACAGCACACACAACAGUGUCAGCCCUUUCUUUCUGGUAAGAUGGUUUCUACUUGAUCUCUUUGUAUGAUAUGUUGAACCUCUGGUAUGUUCAACACAAGGUGUUAGCAGUUGUCAACUGGAGUAGGGCCAAUGAAACUUCAGCAGUAAGCUGUGAGGUCCCUAUGACAAAAGAGCUGCUGACUUAUCUCUCUGAGACACAAGGGUUCCAUGUUGCAGAGGUGGCAUAUGACUUUGUAUUACAGCUAAAAACAUGGAUCUUGUCAAAAGGAAUGCUUAAUUCCUUUGACUCUUGGCAUGGUGCAAAGUCUGUGACUAAAGCAAUGAAGGAAGUUGCCUCAGGGGCCCAGAGGGAUGAGGGCUCAAAGUGGUUUUUUGAAUUGUUAGACAAAGUGAAAAGUACAAGGACUCUUGUAUACUUCUGCAUGAAGAACAGUCCACCCAAUGAAGAAGAAUUUCAGGGUACACUGUUGAAUGUAGUUGACCAUUACCAGGGAAAUCAUGUCAGAUGCCAUGCAGAGUCACGGUGCAAGCAGAAUGGCUAUGUGAUGAGCAAAAAACUUUUAACUAAACCUGAAGUAGUAGCUGCAUGCAGGGAAGCCAUUAUGGGCACUUCAAUUUAUAGGCAUGCAUCGGACUACAUGCGGUGCAGGGAAACAUAUUGGAUUGAGUCUCUCCAUUCAGUGAUGCUCAUUUAUGCUGCAAAGCGGAUUCAUUAUGGGGAUGACACAUACAACAUGUGCAUGGAGUUAGCCAUUCUUGAUUGGAAUGAAAAUGUGAAUCGAGAAGCAUCGUCUCUACAGAUGUACCAACAUACCAGGCAUCCAAACCGCUUGGCAGAGACCAGGGUGCUUACUUCAAAGACAUUUAAUUUCAGAGAAACUAUCUGGUCUACCUUUUUUAAUAUAAACAAAUGAUGUCUCUUCUGUUUUCCAUUGCACCACAGUUUCUGUGAUAAUUACAACUAGGAGCCCAAAUGUUCAGUAUUAAUAUGUGAGGUCAUUAGGGAGGACCAAUUCUAACAACUGCUGGUACCAAGCAAUGAAAACAUGAAUAUUAGGUUUGACACAAGGUAUUUCCAAGCAGACUCAUUCUCUGUUUCCUCCUGUUACUUUUCUUUGCACUGUAUAUUUUUUCCUAACCUAUAGGAAAGUCACUAUAAUUUGCUGUGUGGACAUUGUAAAAUGGACCAUAAAAAAAAAAAAAAUUGGGUAC
Molecule: messenger RNA, 1591 nt
Organism: Pocillopora verrucosa
Lineage: Eukaryota; Metazoa; Cnidaria; Anthozoa; Scleractinia; Pocilloporidae
Source: RefSeq, a predicted model, not a curated record